CGUUUGCCUUGACCUUUUGUACUUAACUAUAAGAACCGACAAAAUAAACAGAGAAGAGAACAGAGAAAACGAAAGAAACGCUUUAAACCCCCUCAAGAACACAUGAACUCUUCUCCUUCUUCUUCUUCUUCCCCUUCAAGUUUUCUUGAUUAUGGAUCUGCGAUCGGACAAAAAGAAGUAAAGAAAAUCCUGGUUUUGGUUCUAGGUUUAGCUGCUUGUCUUCUUCUUUACAAAACAGCUUAUCCUCUUCAUCAAGAGCUCGAUGUUAACAAUCUCAGCUCUCGUCCUUUGCUCGAUCACACCUCUUCGUCUUCUCCACUAACAAGAUCAAAAUCGAUCAGUUUUAGGGAAGUUCUGGAGAAUGCAUCAACAGAGAAUCGAACAGUUAUUGUAACAACGUUGAACCAAGCAUGGGCAGAGCCAAACUCUCUGUUCGAUCUAUUUCUUGAGAGUUUUCGUAUCGGACAAGGAACAAAGAAGUUACUUCAACAUGUGGUUGUGGUUUGCUUGGAUUCCAAGGCAUUUGCUCGCUGCUCACAACUUCACCCUAAUUGCUACUAUUUGAAAACCACAGGGACUGAUUUCUCCGGCGAGAAACUCUUUGCUACUCCUGAUUACCUCAAAAUGAUGUGGCGAAGAAUCGAGCUUCUCACACAAGUGCUAGAAAUGGGAUACAACUUCAUCUUCACGGAUGCGGAUAUAAUGUGGCUUCGAGAUCCAUUUCCUCGGCUGUAUCCUGAUGGAGAUUUUCAAAUGGCAUGUGAUCGAUUCUUCGGUGAUCCUCAUGACUCAGACAAUUGGGUAAACGGAGGAUUCACUUACGUGAAAUCAAACCACAGAAGCAUCGAGUUCUACAAAUUUUGGUACAAUUCUCGUCUUGAUUAUCCGAAGAUGCAUGACCAAGAUGUGUUCAACCAAAUCAAACACAAGGCUUUAGUCUCAGAGAUUGGAAUCCAAAUGAGAUUCUUUGAUACGGUUUACUUUGGUGGGUUUUGUCAAACGAGCAGAGACAUAAACUUGGUGUGUACCAUGCAUGCUAAUUGUUGUGUAGGAUUAGCGAAGAAGCUUCAUGAUCUUAAUCUUGUUCUUGAUGACUGGAGAAACUAUUUGUCUUUGUCUGAACCAGUUAAAAACACAACUUGGAGUGUUCCUAUGAAGUGUACAUGAUCUUAAAGACUCAGAUUUGGAAUAAAAUCAUUGUUAUGGGGAAGAUUUGUUA
This is a messenger RNA of Arabidopsis thaliana (thale cress), 1219 nucleotides long. Its product is annotated as nucleotide-diphospho-sugar transferase family protein. Gene Ontology annotation, cellular component: Golgi membrane. The transcript has 3 exons. Lineage: Eukaryota; Viridiplantae; Streptophyta; Magnoliopsida; Brassicales; Brassicaceae. The coding region runs from base 103 to 1167 and encodes 354 amino acids. The record is from RefSeq and is marked reviewed.